AAAUAGAGUUGCUCCGGCUCUCUCUUCUUUUUGUUUGGAGAGAUCUGCAGCCAUGCCUGAUCCGUCCAAAUCGGCGCCCGCGCCCAAGAAGGGCUCCAAGAAGGCCGUCACCAAGGCGCAGAAGAAGGACGGCAAGAAGCGCAAGCGCAGCCGCAAGGAGAGCUACUCCAUCUACGUGUACAAGGUGCUCAAGCAGGUGCACCCCGACACUGGCAUCUCGUCCAAGGCCAUGGGCAUCAUGAACUCCUUCGUCAACGACAUCUUCGAGCGCAUCGCCAGCGAGGCCUCCCGCCUGGCGCACUACAACAAGCGCUCGACCAUCACGUCCCGCGAGGUGCAGACGGCCGUGCGCCUGCUGCUGCCCGGCGAGCUGGCCAAGCAUGCCGUGUCCGAGGGCACCAAGGCUGUCACCAAGUACACCAGCUCCAAGUGAGGCGCACCGGCCGCCCCGGAACCCAAAGGCUCUUUUCAGAGCCACCCACACAAUCGAAAAAGGGUUUCGAACACGGUCAAGGAUUGUUAUGUGAACCAA
Mustela lutreola (European mink) is the source of this 532-nucleotide messenger RNA. RefSeq names its product histone H2B type 3-B. The transcript has a single exon. The coding region runs from base 53 to 433 and encodes 126 amino acids. NCBI's taxonomy places the organism in Eukaryota, Metazoa, Chordata, Mammalia, Carnivora, Mustelidae. The record is from RefSeq and is a predicted model, not a curated record. Gene Ontology annotation, cellular component: nucleosome. Gene Ontology annotation, molecular function: DNA binding; structural constituent of chromatin; protein heterodimerization activity.